AGCCACAACAACGUUCAAACGACGGACAAGGACGGAUUAUUCGGAUCCAUUCUCCGGCCGGCCACAGACCACCACCAAACGGACGGUCACUCUGCCCGCACGCUCUGACCAUCGUCCUGCGGUGGAUUACCGGGAUCGAUGGUUGAAAGAUGUAUGAACUGCAAACGCCAUUUCCACGUCAAGCGCGGCCAUGAAUCGAGCGUGCGGCUUUCGACCAUCGUUCACCGGCAGUGUGGUUGCGGUUGCAGCACUACUACUCCUCCUGCUGCGGAACGUCAGCGCGACACGGCCAUCGUCGUCCGACAACGAAAUCCCCAAGCUACAGCAGUGUCCUGCCGGCAGCGAAACUCGCCUCAAGUGUGGCAUCAAGGAGCACCACGCGGAACACAUGAACGCGUCCGAUGUGCGGUGGUUCUUUAAGCCGUGCGGAGGAGGACUUCAGCGAACGGCCUGUGACCGCACGGCGAUGCUGGACGAUCUCCACUGGCGUCCAUUUGAUUGCGACAAUAAACCAUGCCGCGUGACGCUCGCCAUCCAGAACGUGUCUGAGGCGCACGCCGGACUCUACCGUUGCACUAUAUAUCCGUACCGCACGGACAAUCACACGCAGCUGGACAUCCAGCUCGUGCGUACCUUCGAGUUGGUCGUCAUAAAGUCGCUGCUCGAUGAGUCGAUACCGGCGCCGGAACUGUUGGGCAACCUGCCGGCCAAUACGACGGCCAUCGUCGACACACCGAUUGUGCUGCAGUGUCGGGUGCUCAGCAAGGUGCCACCCACCAUCAAGUGGUUCCGGCGGAUCAACAAACGGCUCGGCGAGCACAACUUCAAUCAGAACAAAUCGAUCCGCUAUCUGGAGAACUUCUACGAGUUGCUCCCGUCGGCCGGAGAGAAGCUGCUGGCCAACGACGUUUACCUCAGCAAGCUGAUUCUCUACAAUUCGUCCGAGCGCGACAUCGGUAUCUACGUGUGCGUCGGAAUUAAUUACGUUGGCGUCAGUAUGGCCGACGCGUACGUAAAUCUGCUGCACCCGAACGGAGCCCCGGUGGAGCAGUCGACCGGUGGCUACGUGGGGCUGAUGGUGCUUUUUCUCAUACCGAUUGCCCUGGCCGUGCUUCCCCUGCUGGCCUGGGCAGUGCUCAACGUUCUACGCACGAAGCACAACUCGGAGCAUAAAUCACUUGCCAAUGUGUCCGUUUAUGAACCGAACGGUGUGGUGCGACUGAAACGUUCGACCACGGCCACGGUUUCCGGCGGAAAUGGACAAGAACAUGUUUAUGAAAAAAUUACUAUCAAGUAGUUGCGUGCCAAGUGCGAUCACGUGGAAAUGUACUGUAGAUGAUGAGCAAGUGAGCAGACUUUUGAAUAGUACUUAACGAAUCUUUGUAAAUAUAUGUAAAUAAA
Molecule: messenger RNA, 1401 nt
Organism: Anopheles cruzii
Lineage: Eukaryota; Metazoa; Arthropoda; Insecta; Diptera; Culicidae
Product: fibroblast growth factor receptor-like 1
Exons: 5
Coding region: 191-1297 (368 amino acids)
Cellular component (GO): plasma membrane
Molecular function (GO): fibroblast growth factor receptor activity; fibroblast growth factor binding
Source: RefSeq, a predicted model, not a curated record